Pestalotiopsis fici W106-1 is the source of this 1644-nucleotide messenger RNA. RefSeq lists its product as uncharacterized. The record is from RefSeq and is a predicted model, not a curated record. The transcript has a single exon. Gene Ontology annotation, cellular component: membrane. The coding region runs from base 1 to 1644 and encodes 547 amino acids. Lineage: Eukaryota; Fungi; Ascomycota; Sordariomycetes; Amphisphaeriales; Sporocadaceae.
AUGUCCGCCCUCGAUUGCGGCGACGAUGCCUGUUCAGCGCCAGGCUUCGGCUCUCCGUCUACCUUUUCGACCUUUGUCUCUCUGACGCCCUUUAUCCUGACCUUUGGCGGAGUCUUUGCUUUCGUUCUCAGGAAGAUCUUCCCUCAGCUAUCCCGCGUUCAAAACUCCCGCGAUGGCGAGGACCACUUUCUACCCUCCGAUGCGCCCUUGUCUCUACAGCAAGCUCAUGCGGAACAUGGCUCAAAAUCCAUCAGGAGACGAGUUGCAGCUGGCGCAUUCUCGACGACUGUCGCUCUGGCCACGGUACUGGCAGAGUUGAUUCUUUGCGAAAUAUCCAACCUCGUUAAUCCGUAUGCCCGAAUGACGGCUCUCAAGAUUACCGUCCCAUCCCUGCUAUUCUUUCUGAUCGUGGUCAUACCGUUUCUCGAACUCCAGUCCUUGAUCACUGGCUCGGGAUGGAGUUUUCAAAAGACAUCAAAGGGUCGCCUCCCUAGAACAGCUUGGAUUUUGCAAUUCGCCGUAUUUGGGCUCUGGCUUUGCGCCUUUUGGUCUCUUGGAAGUCUGGUACCUGUGGGCAGUGAAUUCAUGCAUUCAACUGCCUCAAUGCGAGAAUCCCCCGAGAGUUCAGGUGGACUCGCUCGGGCCUGUCUCGAGCGCAUUGGUGUUAUUGGUAUCUCACUUAUGGCUCUCCUUUCUGGCUUUGCCUCUGUUUCUUCUCCAUGGCAAACGUUUGGCAGCAAAAACUCGCGCAAACCAGUGACGGAUGCCGACAUUGCCCGCAAACAGGCCGGACUAGAUGCCACAAAUGAAAUGCUGCUUACCAAACGCCAUCGCUUGCAGACAUUGCAGCGCAAAGUCGCGGCCGACACCACAUCUGCUCAGAAUUCAGGAUUCCUGACCAAGGUUGUGGGUUCUUUCCGUGGUUCAGGAGACGCGGCGGAAAUUCGUGGCUUGAAAUUGGAAAUCUCUGGCCUUGAAGCAAUGGAGGCGAAUUUGUCAACUACACUUUCCCAAUUACGCUCCCGGCAGGCUGAUUCGGCACGAGCAGCCACUCCACUGGGUAAAGUACUCCUCGUCCCUACAUAUGCGUUCAGUCUCUACUGCAUGUACCGUAUCGGCGCAACUGUUCUCACCACGCUACGGCGAUUUUAUUCUCCGUCCGCGUCCUUUUCCUCGUCCGAUCCCAUCAAUCGCUUUCUUGGCCUGAUUGCCAAGCACUGGGAUCCCAAGCUGGACCAGAUUGCCUGGGCGCGCCAGAUUUCGUUCCUCCUUUCCGGUGUCAUCUUGGCGGCAAGCGCCAACUCGGCAUUGCAGACCUUUCACCUGUUUGCCAAGUGGACGCCAGGUCUGUUGUACCAGGCACAGGCCAAUCUCGCUCUCCUCAUCGGACAGAUUAGUGCUAUUUACGUGAUCUCUGCUGCACUAUUACUACGCAGCAAUCUGCCCAAGGAGGUCGGCAGCGUAGUCGGUGAUGUCUUGGAGAGUGCACUGGAACCAGGAUUUGUCGACAGAUGGUUUGAAGGCUGGUUCCUCCUUGCCAGUCUCAUCACAGCGUGCGGAAUUUGGAUAGGCAGAAAGAUUGGCGAGUUGGGCGAGGACUGGGACGAUAUAAGUAUGGAAGAGAUGGGCCAAAAGCGAUCAUGA